CCGUCUGAGCCUCUGUAGUCAGGGCUAAAGGACACUGCAGAAUUAUGCCAAAACCUAUACGAUACAAGACUGAAUUUAACAAUAUCCUUUUAUGUAUUUACAUUGAAUAGGUUUAUAUGGAAUAUUUUAAAUUCCAUGUCCUGAUGCGCUUCGUUUUUGUGUUGUUAUGUCAAACAUGAGGAGACAAACUUCAUGGCAGGAGGAUAUAGCCCGAAACUUUUCCAGACUGUUUCUGAGAAGUAAAUCUCAGGAUCACGAGAAAACAGACGAGGAAGAUAUCAGUCCCAAUGGCCAGGAGAACGGAGUCUGCAACCUAAGCAGUGGGCCAAGUGAUGGGGACCCAUCCCUGCUACAGGAGCACCUAUCCAAGGCGUUCCGGAGCACCGAGGAAGAGCUUUACGUAGAGAGGCUGGAUUGGAGGGAAGGAGCAGAGGAGGGAGUAGCAGAGGAAGGAGGACAGAGUGUGUCUCACGAUGCCGGGGCUUCCUCCCAUUACCAGCUCCCCAUCCAGCUCCCUACCGACUCACCCCAGGAGCCUGUCUCCCCACCCACUCCUUUGCCAGUAGAGACCUCCUUCCUCCAAAGGCUAAGCAGCCUGUUCCAGUUCAGGGCUGAAUCAAGAGAAACCACUCAGCCCGAGGAACAAGCGAAGGUAGAGGAUAAGGAGGAGGAGACGGCAGACCUCACAGGAAUGACAUGUGGCGCAGACGGGGACCAGGGACACUCUGACAUCGCCCAGAGCGGGACGCCAACGGGGACGAAAAGAGAGACAGAGGAGAGCGUGGAGAGACUGUCUCUGUCUGGGACUGACCCAGAGAAUUCAUUGUCAUAUCGACUGGUGGACGCGGAUGCACAAACUGUGGAGACCCGCAGAACCUCGAAGGACUCUCAUGCAGGGGAACAUGGGAAGGUGCGGGGGGAGGGCAGGGUGUCUGACAGCGAGGUUCUGAGGGACGGUGAGGUGGCCUCCAACGACCUCCGCCUCCAGACCCUUUCCCAGCCGCCCGUGGUCACGUAUGGGACGUACCGGGGACAGAGGGAGCAGCGCAGGAUGAGGCGAAGACACCAGGUAGCCUCGCCCAUCUUGGAGGGAGACGAGAGCCAGCAGGGGAGGGGCAGUGGGGAGGGUAGCCCCGCGUCCAUGCCCUUUUCUGGGCACCAACAAGGAGGGGAGACCCCAUCUACUUUAGAACUCUCACCAUCUUAUCCAAAUGACAGUCAAACUUUGUUGACCAAUCUCAGCACGGCUCCAGCAUCAGAAACAAACAACAGGGAAGCUUGGACUUUAGAAACAAACUCUGCAGCUUUGGGGCCUACCGGGCCAUGCCAUAGUUUCAGCGACAUUCCAGUUUUAACUCAAAUUUCAGGGUGUAGUGUCGCAAGUCAAAGUGCCUUCUCAUCCUCCAAAGAGGGAGACUCGACUGCGAGGGAAGGUCACUCCACAUACUCCCUCUCCGGGGUGAAAUCUUUCCGAGACAGCCCUCCUGAGCUCUGGGUGGCUCCAACGGCUGGGAAAAUAAGUGUGUCUGUCAGUGAAAGCCCCAGUGUGGAACAGAACCCAGAGAUGGAAGUAGGGGAGGACACAGGCAGGGACAUAGACAAGGCUCUGCCUGAGCACACAGGCACCUCACCUGCACUGUCUGCCCAGACUGGGUCACCUUCGACGGUUGCUGAGUUGCUCAGCGAGCCAGGAGGCGCCGGGGGGACUGCAAACACACACCUGUCUGCUGCUGUUGUCAGCGACAGCCAGCUGGCUCCUCAUCGCAUUUCAACGUCAGGUUCUCUGGCUGAGGACAGUGGGAUACCCAUUCCAACAGCCAUGGUUCCCGACUCUGGGGCUGUACUGGAUGCAUCCUCCAAUGCUGAAGUGAAGCCCUCAGCUUGGAGGGAAGUGGAGGGUGGGGUUGGAACACCUGACAGGGGGCUCUCAGGAGACCAGGACUCAUAUGAGGAGGCCCUUCGCUUGGAGUCUAAAAUAAUGGUUGAUAACAUUCUGAGGAACGCUCUCAUAGCUAUGGAGGGGAUACAGUCAUCCGAAUUCAAGGCAGAGACUCUUCAAAGCACUUGCGAGGAGAGUAAGUGUGCUUUACCAGAAGAGAGUGUGGAAUAUUUCGGACACUCGUUUGAGCCAGAUAAGCUACCUGGGGCUAGUCUGUCAGAAGAUGGACGUGAUACCUGCUCCUCAGCUGCCCCAACAGAACAGGCCCUCUCGUCCUCCCAGGUUAAGGUUGAGGGCAUUAGGUCCACCCCAUCCUCAGGAUAUGAGUCCAUAGCAGGGUCAGACACUGACAUUAGGAGUAGUCCUGGCCCCACUUGGGACAGGAUAUCCACAAUUGGCUCUACUUUGAAAGUCUUGGAUGAGAUGCACGGAGAACGCUGUUCUGAGGGCACCACAGUCAUUGGUCAUCUGGCAGAGGUUAAAGGGCAACAGUUAAUGGAUGUGAGCAAGCUGUCUGUUGUGGAUGGGGCUUCUCAUCCAGACGAUAACAGGGAGGAAGGCAAACUUGGUCCAAUGAGCAGUCAAUGUCCCCAUAGAGAUGGAGGUAUAAGCCCAAUAGCGAGAGCAAGCAAUGAAUACAAGCAAUGCAAGUCAAUCUCAGGAACAACAAAUGAAAACAAAGGUCAAGUGGUCUGCUCUGCGAGGGAUAGUGACAAUAAUAAAGUAGAACACAUUGGAAAUCCAAAAGUAGGGGAUUUGCUAAUCGGUGUAGCCAAAGAUGAUAGAGAAAGCAAUACAUGUUACAAUCAAAUAAAUACAGAAUAUGAUGUUACUCUCCCCAAUAACCUUGAAUAUCCCUAUAAGCUUGCCGGUUCUCUAAAUAACAAUGCUUCACUCAUAGAACCUUCUGGAAGGCAAACGGCAUCUCUUGACUUACCAGUGACAGUUUCAAAUUGUCAAAUACAAAACAUUGACGGGCCAAACCAUGUGACUGUCAAAUCAAAACAAGUGUCGGAAGCCAGGCAUACGAUAGGCAAAGAUGUCACAGAUAUCGAUGACAAAGCCCAAAACAGUGGAGCCGGAAUAAAAGUAUUGAGCCUCCAGAAAGUUCCUUUUACAGAAGACAACAGGCUAAACGACAACGAGGAUCAAAGCUUCGUCCUGGUGGAGACGUACUUAGCAGCAGUGAUCGAAGAUUGCUCUGACUCAGGGGGUGAGGAGGACGGGGCUUGCAGACCUGGGAGUUCUGUCACCAUGAACCCUACUUCCUCACAGAGAUCCCCAGAAGACCUGGUCUCCUUUGAGGUCCUGGCGUCUAUGUCAGCCCCAGGCUUCAGUAAUGGGGACAGGCCUCAGUGGAGCACAGUGAGAGCGACUCGUUACGAUAUCUCUGCCGAGCUUGAGCUCUGUGACUCGGAGACACAGGGACACAGUGCCUCAGUAGCGGCAGGAGGAGGACCAGGAGGAAUGGCAGGGUCACAUUCAGACCUGAGCAGCAGGCUGUCAGGGCUCCAUACUUGGACUGGUCGAAGAGGGGGCCACCUCCCUGACCUGACAGCCUGUGCCGUCCGAGCCCAGGCCUUGGGCCCCCUCCCCCUCCUGGACCUCCACGAGGUAGAGGCUGGGGGUUUCGCCAUCAUCGACGAGGAGGAGGAGACGGACGCUGUGUUUGUCAACAACACGGGGCCCAUGCUGAGCCCCACCAGCAGGCGCGCCAAGGCCUACCCUUUCUCCCUCUCGCCCAUCGUCGAGGAAGACAGUGUCCGCGAGGAGGCCGGGGAGGGGCGGCUGUCGCGUGAAGACAGGGACCUACUGGUGCCACCUGCCACCGAGGAGGAGCUGAGGAGUUUGAGCGGAGGAGGUGGAGUGGAGCAGCAGGCGUCGGCGUCUUCGUUGUCCAUCCUGUCUCUGCUGCAGUCUGUCAGCGAGCGUCUGCAGUCCAGCGCUCUGCCAGACAAAAACCCAGAUGGCUCCUCCUCGCCCCCCUCGCAGCUCCCCCUAUGGGAGUGUUUCUUUAAUAGGGAUCAAGGAGAAGAGGAUGGGGUGAUGGAAGAUGGCAAACACCAAGCAGUCGAUGAAGACCAAAGAUUUCCACUGUACCCUCCAUGCAACAGACAAGAAGUUCUUGAUAAGCGCAUGUUUGGAUCCUUCAGCAGUGUAGAUGGACUCGCAACUGGAUGCGAGGAAAAGGCUGAUUUGUUCAGUCAUCAGCUUUCCGUUCAGAGACCUGCCGACACGCCGUUCUAUAAGUACCUGAAAUCAGCAGCCUCGAUACCACUGGAGUACAACGAAGCUGACCAUGAAGCCACUCAAGUAAAAAAAAACAGCGAGAGGUGCACAUCAUCAAAAACUGAUGAGGAAGAAAAUCUGAGGUUUUUAAAUACCACUCCAAGGCCGACCCUGAUGUACAUCUAUGAAGGCACAUCUUUCUCUGGCGAGAAGAAGGAGAUUCAUGCCGACCUGGAGAAUGCUGGGAUACAGUUCCCAAACGGUGCCUCGGUGCGAGUACUGGGAGGAUGCUGGCUGCUGUACCUGGAGCCUGGCUUUACGGGGCCUGGGGUUGUUCUGGAGGAGGGUGAGACUGUGCUCACCCACCAGCCAGGACAGCACACCACCCAGGACAAGCCCACUGCCAUCACCAUUGGCUCCAUCAGAAGACUUGUCAAGGACGACAACACCCCAGAAAUACAUCUCUCUCGGCCCGGAACGUCAGCACAAGAUACUGAAUGCCUCUUCUCUCAGACUAACAUUCUGGUGACACACAUACCUGUCCACCCGUCAAACCUGAGAGUCCAGUCUGGAUGCUGGCUCGCCUACGACAGUCCCGGUUGUCAUGGGAACUAUGUGGUUAUGGAGGCCGGUGGUUUAUCGACACCUGGCCCGGGUCAAUCCAAGGUCACCAGUGUGAGGUCACUGCGACCUUUGAGAAGGGGGGGACUCAAAGUGAGAAGACCUUUCGAUCCUAAGAUACUGGUGUUUGAACAGACCCUCUUCCAGGGGCGGGGCAGAGAGCUGCUGGGCCACACCCCUCUCCUGGGGACUGCUACUGGACUGAAUGGGGUGGCGUCACUCCGUGUGAUUGGUGGAGUAUGGGUGGGCUACACUGGAGAGGGAUACACAGGGCGGCAGUAUUUACUGGAGGAGGGGGAGUAUGCUGACUGUCAGGAGCUGUGUGGGGCCGAUCCUCCUCUGCUGCUCUCCUUCCGCUUCUUACAGGCUGACUUUAUAGAGCCCUCACUGUCACUCCUGGAGGAAACUGUACCUCCACCAAGAGCCGAUAAGACGAAGAUCUUGGAUCUGAACAUCCCUGAUCUCGAGAAGGCUGGAGCCACUGACAAAACCACAUCCAUAUAUGUGAACAAUGGAGUAUGGGUAGCCUACAGUGAACGGGGCUACAGGGGAGAACAAUGUGUUCUGGAGAAAGGCAGACAUCCUAGCACUCUGGACUUCAGCAGUGGUAACCGGCAACCUGCCAAGUCUGUCCAACCCGUCCGAUUGGAUUUUGGUGGUACUGGAGAACUGACACCAUUGCUAGCCGUGUACAGCCAGCCUCAGUUUGAGGGAGAAGCUAAAGAGUACGAGGGUGAAGUGAUGAACUGUGGAGCCAACACCCCCAGGUCCCUCAGGGUCAUUAGGGGAAGGUCGGAAGAGCACAGUACCACCGUGGCCACACUGGACUUGGUAGACUGGCUCAGAGCACCUGGACAUGGGGAAGGUUUACGGACAUGAUAUGGCUUCAGCACGUUGACAUGGCACAGUUGAGUUGUUCGCCUCCGCUCUGGAGUCCUAACCACGUAGUUGGUUUCACUGAAUUUUCUGUCAACGGUCAGUGGUCCAGUGUAACGAGCCGACAGAGACGAGCCCUGAACUGGCAACAGUGCUAUAACCCGGUCACCUGCUUUGAAACUGCGGCUCACUGCCGAUUUGUCUUAGUGCUGCUUCAUGCGUCUCUGAGCGGACGAAAGAGACCCCUGUGCUAUGGCACACGCGUCAUGAAGGCGGUUACGCAUGUGGUGAACGUACUCAAACACGUUCUUCGGAACCCCCGGUAGGUGUGUCUGCUGAAAGGAUAUUCUCCUUCAUUAUUUGUAACGGACCCCGCGGGGUGUGACCGAAAACUAGGUCAGCAGGGCUGAAACCCAGUGACUCCUGUACCGUCUCCCUUACAGCGAACAACACGAACGGCACCCCCUCGUCCCAGUCAGCCUAGGAGUCCCUGCAGUACUUGCCAGUACUUGGCUUUCCGGGUGGUAUGGACUGGACACCUGAUGUUGGAUAGACAGGUUCCGUAAGACGUGUCUACAGAGCUUGGACAUAAAGUUACUACCCUGGUCUGACUGGAGGACUUUUGGAAUGCCAAACGUGGUAAAGAACUUUAUGAGUGCCUUUGUCACUGCCUUAGCGGUGAUGGUGCGCAACGGUAUUGCUUCUGGGUAACGAGAGGCGCAACACAUAAUCGUUAGGAGGAACUGGUUCCCUGAUCUGGUUUUAAGUAACGGGCCUACGCAGUCAACGAUAACCCGUUCAAACGGUUCCCCCAUCACUGGAACCGGACACAGAGGAGCGCGGGGAAUGACUUGGUUUGCUUUACCCACUACCUGACACACAUGACACGUCUUACAAAACUGCACAACAUCCGACUUUAGCCCUGGCCAAAAGAAGUGCUGGAGAAUGCGGUUGUACGUUUUAGUUAUGCCAAGGUGGCCAGACCAAGCCUGGUCAUGGGCCACAGACAGCAUCUGCUGCCGAAACUGGGCACCACAACCUGGGAAAUGACUCCCCAAUCACCAUCCGCCUCAUGCGUUGUCUAUUUUCGUAUGAGCACCCCGUUCUCUGAGUAGUAGGCAUUUCUCUUUGCCUUAGCCUCCUACGGGGAAAUCACUGCUUUGAAGCACUUAGCCAGACUGUCAUCCGCUUUCUGGGCCUCGCAUACCUUGUCAUAGAUAGCAGACAACAGUACGCUCAAUCCGGCUUUGUCAGCAGCUCUAGCCUUGUCACGAGAUGUGACAUCACAUGGCACCUCGGUACGCUCGAACACAGAGCCUGCCAAAUCCACGACCUCACCCAGCCUACGAGCUUGUGUUCUGGUGACCACACAAGCGGGGAAUACAUGGGGAAAAGCGUUGGACAGCUUGUCACCCUCAGCUCCUGUGGGUGGUCCAUCUAUGACCUCUAGCACGGGGAUCACUUUUACCCCGGCGAUGCCGUUUCCGAGCAGUAGAGCAACACCACUAACAGGCAACUCGGGGACCACCCCCACACGGAAACAGCCAGAGACAAGGUCGGUUUUUAAGUUAACCCAAUGUAACGGCGCGGAUGUUAUACCUUUUCCUAGCCCCUGUAGGAGGACUUGGGACCCCACAGACGUGCGUUCGGACCACGGCAGCACGCUGGCAAGGAUGAGAGAUUGCGCAGCCCCUGUACACAUUAA
Molecule: messenger RNA, 7370 nt
Organism: Hypomesus transpacificus
Lineage: Eukaryota; Metazoa; Chordata; Actinopteri; Osmeriformes; Osmeridae
Exons: 17
Coding region: 167-5668 (1833 amino acids)
Biological process (GO): visual perception; lens development in camera-type eye
Molecular function (GO): structural constituent of eye lens
Source: RefSeq, a predicted model, not a curated record